Messenger RNA from Lathyrus oleraceus (garden pea), 1356 nucleotides. RefSeq lists its product as uncharacterized. The transcript has 4 exons. Bases 1 to 1356 code for a protein of 451 amino acids. Lineage: Eukaryota; Viridiplantae; Streptophyta; Magnoliopsida; Fabales; Fabaceae. The record is from RefSeq and is a predicted model, not a curated record.
AUGUAUGCUGAGAAGUUCGAAGAUAUGGCUGCUUAUUCUAAACAAGCUAUGUACGCACCGGAUGAGAGGUGGAAGAUUGAUCAGUUUCUUUUUGGUCUGAGGGGUGAAAUUUCUCAUAGUGUUUCUCAAAGGGAAUUCACUUCUUAUGCUGAAUUGUUAAGGAAAUGUUAUGUGGUUGAGAAUAGUUUGAAGAAAGUUCAAGAAGAAAUGGAUCAGUACAGGAGUGGACAGAGAGACCAAGGAAGGCCAGGAAGCCAGUUUAGGCCUAGAUCUCAGACUUUCAAGGGAAAACAGGUGCAACAUGCAAGACCUAAUCAACCUCCUCAAUGUCAAAGGGAGGGGCACAUGUCUAAGGAAUGUCCUCAGAAUAAGAAUCAGAUGCAGGGGAGAAGCGUCGGUCGAGUUUAUACCUUGGAUGCAAGGAAGGCUAAGAGCAACAAUGACUUAAUUGUUGGUAUGUGUCUCGUCAAUAAUCAUCAUUGUUUUGUAUUAUUUGAUUGUGGGGCGACAUACUCUUUUAUAUCAAUUCGGUGCAUGAAGCGUCUUGGCUUGCAAGCAAUUCCCUUGUCUCCUCAUAUGGUGGUUACUACUGCCAUGGAUGAUGUGGUUGAGACAUUGUUGAUUUGUAAAAAUUGUUCGCUCUCGGUGAAUGGUAGAAUUUUCCAGAUUGAUCUUAUUUGUUUACCACUUAAGAAGGUUGAUGUGGUUUUGGGGAUGGAUUGGCUUUCCGCCAACUCGUUAUUUAUUGGUUGUAAAGAGAAGUUGAUUAUCAUUCCAUCUAGUGAAGCUACUCCAAAGGAUGUGCUAACUACAAUCUUGGAAGUUUUUUCUGAGGAUGUCUCCUCUCUUCCUCCUGAAAGGGAAGUGGAAAUCUCUAUUGAUCUGAUACCUGGGACGACUCCAAUCUCCGUCUCUCGUGUCUCACCAUGGGGAGCUCCAGUGUUAUUAGUAAAGAAGAAGGACAGUAGUAUGCGGUUGUGUAUUGAUUAUUGCCAGUUGAAUAAAGUUACCAUCAAGAACAAGUACCCUCUGCCAAGGAUAGACGAUUUGUUAGAUCAGUUAAAAGGAGUCAGUGUGUUCACGAAGAUUGAUUUACGAUCGGGCUAUCAUCAAAUAAGAGUUAUGAUUUCGGAUGUUCCAAAGACCGCAUUUAGAACCCGAUAUGGCCAUUAUGAGUUCCUUGUAAUGUCGUUUGGUGUAACGAAUUCCCCAGCUGUUUUCAUGGACUAUAUGAAUCGGAUAUUCCAACCCUACUUGGACCAGUUCGUGGUGAUCUUUAUUGAUGACAUUCUUAUUUAUUCUCGUACUCCUCAAGAUCACGGAGAUCACCUAAGGAUUGUUCUAUCAGUACUGUAA